GCGAGUGUGUCUCUUCCCAUGCUCUUAGGACUUUGAAUGAGGCUAAGUGGAAUGCUCCUCAGCUUAUUCCCUUUGCUGAAGACGUUAGGAAAAUGCACCAGUAUCUUGACACAAAAAGGAUGGAGUGCCAGAGGAACCUAAAGGAAGAAGCUGUAAAGAAGAACUGGGCUGAACUUGCCAAGAUCACGCUUUGUGAGGUGAUAAUAUUCAACCGGAGAAGAGAGGGAGAAGUAUCCAAGAUGCCACUGAACGCUUUCACCUUGAGAGAUACCUCUGUCACCCAUCCAGAUGUGGAGCUUGCUUUGUCAGAACUUGAAAAGAAGCUGUGUAAACACUUCCAGCGAAUUGAGAUAAAAGGCAAACGUGGCCGAAAGGUUCCCAUUCUCCUAACUCCUAAUAUGGCAUCAUCAAUGGAGUUGCUUGUCCAAAAUCGCCACAAUUGUGACGUGUUGGAUGAGAAUCCAUACAUGUUCGGGAGACCACAGACUCUCAAUCACUUCAGAGGAUCGGAUAUUAUUCGUGAGAUGGCUCAAAACUGUGGAGCAAAACACCCUGGAGCAUUGUCCUCAACCAAACUGAGGAAGCACAUGGCCACCAUGUCAAAGGUACUUAACCUAAAGGACAAUGAAAUGGACGACCUAGCUGACUUCCUUGGCCAUGACAUUAGAGUUCAUCGUCAGUAUUAUAGAUUGCCUGAAGGGACAUUACAGUUGGCAAAAAUCAGUAAAGUGUUGCUGGCACUAGAAAGAGGACAGCUCUCCCACUUCAAAGGAAGAAAUCUGGAUGAAAUCAGCAUUGAUCCACAAGAGAAAAUGUCUGUGGACAGUGGAUCAGACACUGAAGAAGAGGUUGACUCAGCUGAGAGGGAUGCUGAUACUUCAUCUUCCAGAUCACCAGAUGUGGAUGGCAACAAAAAAGUAGAAAAUGGUCAAUUUGGGGUGACCAGGAGAUGCACCACUGAAGUUGGACAAAGCAAUGAUCUGCCCUCAGCAAAAGAGAGGUCAGAUGACGAGGUACUGGCAGACAUGGAAAUCUCUGGCAACUCCAACACGACUAACGGCCCACCACAAAAGAAGAGACUGAAGUGGAACCAAGAAGAAAUCCAGGCAGUGGAGAAAACACUCAUGGACUGUAUUGACUCUGGAAAGGUUCCUGGGAAAGCCCAGUGUAUGAAGUGCAUUGAAACCUCACCAGUAGCCCUCAAGGACAGGACAUGGCAAGGGAUUAAAUUCUAUGUGAAAAAUCGCAUAGAUGCAUUAAAACGAGAGACUUUCAAAAGAAGGUAAGCGUUGACCUUUUUGUUACUGUGAAAGAAAACGGAUCAUUUGUUAGUGCCAUUACCACGCCGAUUCUGUUUGGAGUUUCUGCCGGUUUUGAAGUUUUGAGACAGCUGCAGUCAAGUUUUGUAAUGCAAGUAUGUAUGCAUACUGUAUGUUCAUGUUUAUGGAUACAUAUCAAUGAAUACAUUUCAUUUUAGUACAUGCAUGUUGGAUUGUAUGUAUAUUUUUUGCAACAAGAUACUGGAAGUUAUGCAAUAAAAUGGUUCACAUAGAACCAGAAAAUGUAGUCCAUUAUUGAUGGUUGGCAUUAAGCAUGUUACCAGGUACUUAAAAAUAACAUUAAACAAAAACAAAUCUGAUAUAACACAGUUUAUUGACUUAAAAGAACUAGGAUUGCUCAUAUUUGACAAACUGUGUUCCCAAAAAUUACACAGUGCCACCUGGUGGUAGUUGGUGAUGGACAUGUCCCCACAUGGAGCCAAAAACCUGACAGAUUUUUGAUUUUCUAAAUUUGAUUAAUUUUUAUGUUAAAGAUUAUAUUUCAUGUUCCAAUAUCCCUAAAAAAAAUCCAAACCUAAAACCAAGCCUUUAGCUCAUUUAGAAAGUUGGGUCCCCACGUGUAACCACCUAGUCACUCGCCAAAACAAGUCCUCACGUUUCGGGAAAUACAAGUAUGUGUGU
Messenger RNA from Xiphophorus maculatus (southern platyfish), 1961 nucleotides. RefSeq lists its product as uncharacterized. NCBI's taxonomy places the organism in Eukaryota, Metazoa, Chordata, Actinopteri, Cyprinodontiformes, Poeciliidae. The transcript has 5 exons. The coding region runs from base 93 to 1286 and encodes 397 amino acids. The record is from RefSeq and is a predicted model, not a curated record.